Molecule: messenger RNA, 929 nt
Organism: Phycodurus eques (leafy seadragon)
Lineage: Eukaryota; Metazoa; Chordata; Actinopteri; Syngnathiformes; Syngnathidae
Product: transmembrane protein 69-like
Exons: 3
Coding region: 96-869 (257 amino acids)
Source: RefSeq, a predicted model, not a curated record
CAGAACUCGUCCGGUUCAGUUUGGGGGAAAAAAACAACACACGCACACAAAAAACGGGGCGAUUUCAUAGCAAGGGCGUCUUCAGUAAAUGUGAAAUGAUCCGACACGAUUUCGUGAGAAGAUUUCAAAUGUUUGGAUUUGCACCUGAUAGAUAUCUAUUUUCCAGGAAUAAAAAUGUUGUGCAUUCCCAGCUUCCAAGGUGGCGAUGUCCCCACUGGCUUGGCGGAGGAUCAAAAUCAACAAAUGUCCAACUGGUCUCUAGGAGUUCUUCGUUAUUGAGUCCAUCCGAACUUCCUUCCACCAACAGGCUGCUGCGUAUCUCACCUAUCACCUGGGCUGGCUCUUGUCUCUGUCAUUCAGACAAGAGAGACACCACAGGUUUCAGUUUGAGGGCCGUGACGGAGGCUCCCAAACCAGCCCUGUACCUCGGUUUCUCUGGGCUCAUCCCAUUUGUGACUGCCCCCCUCUUCAUGGCGACCACUCAGUCCUUCUACCCUGAAGUGGCAUAUGCUCAGAUGCUGUACGGCGCUGGUAUAGUCUCCUUCCUCGGCGGUGCCCGCUGGGGGUUUGCCAUUCCUGAUGGUAGUCCCGCUCAACCUGACUGGAUGAACUUGGGCAACAGCGUGGUUCCGUCACUUCUGGCCUGGCUGGCACUGCUCUGCAGGGACAAUGUUGUAGAGGGGGCCAUGGUAGUUAUAAUGGGCCUCGGACUGUCUUUACACUGCGACCUGAUCCUGCUACCUGGAUACCCUGCCUGGUUCAAAGCCAUGAGAACUGUUCUCACUGUGGUUGCUACCUUCUCACUGGUGGCAACGCUGAUCUUGAAGAAGGUCUGCACUGAGAAGAAGCUCAAAAGGUUCACCAAUUAAACAGAUUAAAGGUUCCAAUUGGACACACAUAAACAUAAACUUAAUAAAAUGUAAACACAA